This is a messenger RNA of Clonostachys solani, 525 nucleotides long. Lineage: Eukaryota; Fungi; Ascomycota; Sordariomycetes; Hypocreales; Bionectriaceae. The record is from the annotation of a GenBank genome assembly.
AUGUCUAGAUACGGCAAGCUCAUGUCGCGCCAAUUCAUACCAUUUGAUGAAAUCGUAUGCAUCCUGGUCCCUCCCAAGGCGGAGAUACAGCGCAGGAACAUUGGAGCGAACACCCAAAUUAUCGCCCCUGCAGAGGCGAAGCAGAUCGAGGGAAUGAGCGAGGGCGGUUUCGACUGCUUCGCCGGUGCGGACAUUGAGGAUGGCAGUGAUAUAGUCAAAGCGAGCUUGCAUAUAAGGGCGAGUGCUCUGGAAAAACCAGAAAAGGCCCACGAUGUUGUCGAAAGGGUUCCCGUCCGUGUCCGCGCCAGGGUUGGCCCGCAGCUUUGCCUCUUCCUCCGACAUCUUGUCCCUUGUCUGAUUGAUUGGGAUGCAUUGGACCUUGUGCCUGCGUCGGUCGGCUUUCUGGUGCGCCUGUCCGCAAUACUUAACGACAUGGCAGCCACCACAGCGGAGGAGGCUGGGGCUCUGAAAACCAACCAGGCACGGGGGAGACUGGAGGCUACAGUUGUUGUAGGGAAGGCCUAG